UCAACGAAAAGGAACGAAAGACAACUAUUAAAAAUCUGUGAACUCGUCAGCUCGGACCGGUGGACAUAAUGACUCUCGGUUUAGAGUCAUGACAUUUGUUUUUAAGUACUUUAAGAGGCUGGGAGAGAAUAACAUUGCAGUGUAACGCAAACAAACAUUGGGGUCAGGAAGAUUUGUCUCUGUGAAAGUUGUUUUGUUGAUGUUAGCUCGUAUGCUAACACGUUUACCUUUCGGACAUGACAUCAACUAAUCCAGGGUUUGUUGAUUUUAGAUCAUCAUGGCAAUGAAGUUGUAAAUUUACACAGAAAAGAUAUGCCUGAAGUCUCUUCACUAGCUAUGGCCACAUCAGCUGUAUCUCUUUCGAACAGUCCUGCAGUUGUGCCAAAGGCUAACAACAAGCGACAAGCCACCUCGGACUUCGAGGACGAUGAGGGAAGCAAAUUGUUCAGGUGUGAUGAUGACUUAAGCGGGGCAAAUGACAAAGAGAGAUUUGCCAGGGAGAAUCACAGCGAGAUCGAGCGGAGGCGGAGAAAUAAGAUGACUGCUUACGUCACAGAGCUGUCGGACAUGGUGCCCACCUGCAGCGCAUUGGCACGGAAACCAGACAAGCUGACCAUCCUGCGCAUGGCCGUAUCUCACAUGAAAUCGCUCAGAGGGAGCGGCAACACUGGCACAGAUGGAACAUACAAACCUUCCUUCCUCACAGACCAGGAGCUGAAGCAUCUGAUUCUGGAGGCUGCUGAUGGCUUCUUGUUCGUUGUGUCAUGUGAGACCGGCCGCGUUGUUUACGUGUCGGACUCUGUCACACCAGUUCUGAACCAGGCUCAAUCUGAUUGGCUUGGAUCCUCGCUGUACGACCAGCUUCAUCCAGAUGACGCAGAGAAACUCAGAGAGCAGCUCUCCACUAGUGAAAACAACACUGGUCGGAUGUUAGACCUGAAAACGGGCACAGUGAAGAAAGAGGCGGGUCAGUCAUCUGUAAGGACGAGUAUGGGUGCAAGGCGCUCCUUCAUCUGCAGGAUGAGAUGUGGAGUUUGUCCAGUAGAACCAGAGUCUAUGAACAGACUCAACUUCCUGAGAAGCAGAAACAGGAAUGGCUUGGGUCCUUCUAAGGACGGUGAACCGCAGUAUGUGGUGGUACACUGCACAGGCUACAUCAAAUCCUGGCCUCCUGCCGGAGUUACUCUUUCUGAAGAGGAGGCUGAUAAUACUCAAGGAAAUCGUUUCUGCCUAGUUGCCAUUGGACGGCUACAGGUAACCUGUUGUCCAAGCUACACCAACAUAAGUAACAUCAGCGUUCCAGUGGAAUUUAUAUCUCGCCAUAACUGUCAAGGCGUCUAUACAUUUGUGGAUCAUCGCUGCCUGGCGACAGUGGGCUACCAACCUCAGGAGUUACUGGGGAAGAACGUUUUAGAUCUUGCACACCCAGAAGAACAGGGCUUAUUAAGAGACAGCCUUCUGCAGGUGGUGAAACUGCGAGGUCAGGUUCUGACAGUGAUGUUCCGGUUCCGCUCUAAAUCCCACGAGUGGAUCUUGAUGAGAAUGAGCUCGUUCACCUUCCAGAACCCUUUCUCAGAGGAGAUUGAGUACAUUAUAUGCACCAACGCCAAUGUCAAUAGAGCUCCAAAUCAGGAUUCCAUGUCCCCCCUCUCUUCCUUGGGGGUGGCACUGCCCCCUCCACUGGGGCAAAGCAGUCCUAACUGCCCCUCCACCCCCAGCCCAGUUCAAAUAACAGCCAGGCAGUUGCAGCAGCAGGCAGAUUUAGAAGGGGGGAUGAGUAGAGAUGCAGUGUAUGAUACAAAUCAGGUGGCGCUUCCUCAGGGUCCAGUGCAGACUGUGGGAGUAGUCAGCACUGAUCACAACUCUAAGGCUCUGGCAUCCAGUGCACAGCAGAUUUACCCUCCAGCAACAUCUUUCCCCAGUACUGCACGCCCCAGUGAACCCUACAGGUCAGCUGGAAUGGCUCAGCAGAUGGUGUCUGCCCCUCACUCAGCAGGUCAGAUGCUGGCACAGAUGUCAUGUCAGAGCACACCCUCUGCAGCCGUUUUCAGCAACAACAGCCCCAUUCAGGCCCAAGAAAGAGCCACAGCGCCACCUGGAGUCUGGACUGCAGCAAGACCUCCCUUCAACACACAGCAGGUGGCAGGUCAAGUAAUGAAGAAUCAGUCACCUCAAUUUUACAUGGGAGGUUUCAACUCUGCUCCUACAUCCUCCACUUCCUCAUCCUUUGGCCAGAUUGGCGGAGCUGCUUCUUCAAUGGCAAACACAUCGAGUUACCCACAACUCAACAGUCACAUCAACCCCUCAUCAAACAGCCAUGGUGAUGUUGGUCAGAUGGGAGCACAGUUCACCUCCAGGCCAGCAGAGGCAGUAUCAGGGUGGCAGCAGUGGCAAAAUCAGCCACUCACACAAGGCACUGCAAAUACACACCUGCAGUCUCAGAACAACCAGUCAGAGAUAUUUUCAGAUGUUCUCUCCAUGUUGGAUCAGUCUGGCACUUUUGGCAACGAAGACUUUGCAGAGAUGUCUAUUUUUCCUCCAUUCCCUGAGUGAUCCUCCUCCUUUUGUCAAUUUCUUCACUCCCUGUUGCUCUCUUACUCUCCAUUUCUUUCUGUUUUGAACAAAUGUAUGACAGUGUAGAGGUAUAGAGGUAUUUACAGAAGCAGAGAAGAAUGGAAGGAUAUCACAAUUCUUAUAAGCCAUACUGUGAGGAUACAAGAGGGAGGGAGAAAAAUAGCCUAGCACACACACACACAGACAGACAGACGUCGAUGACCCCUGUGCUUUGAACAGGGGUGAAAUGUGUUCACUUUAAAAUCACGCACAAUUGCACACUUCGAGCACAUACAGUCCCACACUGUCUCUGCCAUACCCACACGUUUUUUAUUUUUGAGUUUGAAAUAAGGAUUUCUUUUAUCCAUUUUGUGUACUUUUUUUUCCACACACACAAAGACAGUAUUGUCUGUCUGUAUUACUGCAAUGCAAUAUGAUAUUUUGAUCCCAUUCAAAUGUAAGAGAAAAUUUGAUUCAGCCACUAGUAUGUGACAGCAUUGAUCUGGAGUGUCAUGGCUGCCUCAGAAUUUAGCUCUGAAUGUAAAGAAGUUAAAGAGCUCUAAAUGUGUUGGUGGAGUCCGUCCUCCUUUUAAGCUUUUACAUUUAUUUUUAAAAACUUCCAUAAGGGUGGGAAUUGAAUUGAUCUGGCCACACCCCACAUUCAAUACAAGCACACAACAGAGGAAGUUCAUUAGUCCAAUGCAAUUUGUUACGCAACUGAUUGGACAUAUUGGACAUACUGGAUUAUCUGAAUUUAAAAAAAUUAAAUCUGUGUUGCCAUAUAAUACCACAGAAUGCGCACCACAUUUUUGGGGGAUAUAUGAUCCUUGAAAUUCAGUCAUGAAACUCUACAUGGCCAAAUAUGAUUGGUUCUUUUACAUGUAAUCUGUUAGCCAAUCAACUUGCGCUCUCUGUCUUUGUCUAACUUUUAAAUUGCCUUAUGUAAGGGCGUAGCCAGGAAAUUAGUUUUGUGUGGGCCUUAAUAAAAAUGGAUGGGCCAGAUUUUCGCCCAUGUUUUGUUGUUGUUGUUCUCCGUAACAAAAGAGAGGUGGCACAUUCAAACAAUUCUUUCACACUUUCAGAAAUGUGAAUUUAUGCAUUUUUUUUGUUUUUAAAUAUAUAUUUUAUAAAUAUAUAUUUGAAGUCAGUGAAUAAUCUCUAAUAUUCUGGGUGGGCCUGGGUCUAAUUUGGUGGUCCUAUGCUCACCGCAGGACCCCCUUGGCUAAGCCACUGUUUGUAUUCAGGUAAACCAGUUUAACUGCCGUGCGCAAUGGGAGUUUUCUCAUUUAAACCCUCCUCCUCCCCAGUACCACAGGGCUACAUCUGCUUCAUGGGGAUUGUGUGCAUGUUUAUUGACAUUCUAAUGACAAGACCAUUCUGGGGAGACAAUGAAAGUUUAAAUUGUAAUUCUACUUCCUUAAAUUCAGAUUACAAUUCCAUCCUCUUUACUACUUCAGUUCAAAUUCAGGAAUUGAAUCUGAGUUUUAAAGGCAUUUUCAGUUCAAUCCUUAGCGGUGCUCAUCCCUGGCUUCUAUUGAUGCAGUGUAACACAUAACCUGCUGCAGUAGCUCUGGCUGCUUUCAAACUCAUCACAGGCUGUGGAUACGUCUAAUAUGUUUCUCUUGUCAAUUCUGCAGCUUUAUGUAAAGUUUCGCCUGUGCUGAUGUCAUGGUUUCACUCUGGCACGUUUUUGUAAACACAAUGAAAAAGAUUGUAAAUCAAGCAAUAAUGAGCAGGAUUUGUGUACUUCAAAGCCAUUUUAUUGGUAGACUAAGCAUUAUCGUAACAUUAAUAUAAAGUGGAAAAGAAGAAACCUAUAAGCAUAAUCUGUUCAGUCAGUUUUAUGCUUUUGGAUUCACCGACAAGUCGUCAUUCUAGAUUGGCCUUGUACAGAGAGACUAUUCCAGAAUUUCUUAUAAUUCUUCAGUUGAAUCCAUAUAGGCUAAGGAAUAUUGGCACAUUUCGUUUAUGAAUAGUUAAUUUUUUUUAGAUGAAAAACUUAAUGAAAUGUGUUUUAUAUUUGCUUUUGAAUGUGGGUGGAUCUGUUCUCUUCAAUACUAAUUCAUGUUAAUUAAAAUAAGUGAAUCCACGUGUCAAUAGAAGCCUUUUCUCUGAUAUGAAAUGACCAAUGCUCUGGUCUGUUGCGAUUGUGUGUUUGUUUUUCGCCACCUUGUUUCUCAUCCGGAUUUUUACAAUGAUGUGAACUGCAGUUUAUGUAGUACACAGAAUCAGAAAUAUAUGAGCAUACAUGUAUAUGAAAUAUUCAACAUGAAAGAGAACUGUUUUGUCUUUUGAAUAAAAUUU
Molecule: messenger RNA, 4857 nt
Organism: Xyrauchen texanus (razorback sucker)
Lineage: Eukaryota; Metazoa; Chordata; Actinopteri; Cypriniformes; Catostomidae
Product: aryl hydrocarbon receptor nuclear translocator-like
Exons: 22
Coding region: 313-2553 (746 amino acids)
Biological process (GO): regulation of transcription by RNA polymerase II
Cellular component (GO): aryl hydrocarbon receptor complex; cytoplasm; transcription regulator complex
Molecular function (GO): RNA polymerase II cis-regulatory region sequence-specific DNA binding; protein dimerization activity; DNA-binding transcription factor activity, RNA polymerase II-specific
Source: RefSeq, a predicted model, not a curated record